GGUUUCGGUGACGGCUCCGUCCUGCCAGCCGACCUGCAACUAGAAGAAGAAGAAGGAGAGGAAGAGGAGCCGGAGCUGAUCCUGGAUGGAGGUCUCCCUCGAUACACCACCUCCUCCUCCGCUCUGACCUCCGACCUGCUGCCAGCGGAGGAGGAGCAGCAGGAGCAGGAGGAGGAGGAGGGCAGAGAGAUGGCUGUGGACGAGGAGGUGGAGGAGGCGGUGGAAGAGAUGUUACAGAUGAAGAAGAUGGAGGAGACAGUCGAGGAGAGGAUGAGCUCCCUCCCUAGAAAAGCUCCUCCGUCGUGGGAGGAGUGGAAGCGCACCUCCUCCGCCCAGGAAGGAGGAGCAGAGGAGACGUGGAGAGGAGAACAGGAGGAGCUCAGAGACUCAGAGGAGGAGCAGAGAGGAGAUCAGGAUAACAUGGUGUCGAUAGGAAACCUGCUGCUAGGUUACAGAGACAGUGAAGCCGACUCUGAGCUCACUCUGACCGACACCGACAAUGAGUCUGGGAGGAUGACUGACAAUCGAGAGGAGGAAGAGGAGGAGUCAAAGAGGAGGGUCUCUACCACUCAGAGGAGGCCACAGUGAUCUUCCUGAAAGAGAGGAGGGGGAGGGAGAGGAGACUCCUGCCUUCAGCCACUGGGGACCCCCCCGCAGGGUGGAGGUCUGGCCUGAGGACGGUCAGUCUCUGGGUCUGAGCAUCGUAGGCGGACGUCACGUCAUCAAACGUCUGAGAAACGGAGAAGAACUGAAAGGAAUCUUCAUCAAACAGGUUCUAGCCAAAAGUCCUGCUGCUAAGACCCAAUGUCUGAAGACUGGAGACAAGAUCCUGGAGGUGUCAGGUGUGGAUCUGCAGGUUGCCAGUCAUGAGGAAGCCGUCAACGCCAUCAAAUCAGCUCCGAGCCCCGUCGUCUUCAUCGUGCAGAGUCUGUCUGCUACACCACGGCCUGUGUCUCUAACAGCUUCCAGCUACAGUAAACACAAAGGAAAGAGGACAGAGUCUCCG
Molecule: messenger RNA, 1006 nt
Organism: Scomber scombrus (Atlantic mackerel)
Lineage: Eukaryota; Metazoa; Chordata; Actinopteri; Scombriformes; Scombridae
Product: inaD-like protein
Molecular function (GO): protein binding
Source: RefSeq, a predicted model, not a curated record